Vigna unguiculata (cowpea) is the source of this 2294-nucleotide messenger RNA. Its product is annotated as RNA-binding (RRM/RBD/RNP motifs) family protein. The record is from RefSeq and is a predicted model, not a curated record. Gene Ontology annotation, molecular function: RNA binding. NCBI's taxonomy places the organism in Eukaryota, Viridiplantae, Streptophyta, Magnoliopsida, Fabales, Fabaceae.
UUCCUUUGAUCCAAGUCUCUCUCUCUUUCUGGCCGUUGCUGCUUGUUCCUCUUUGUUUUCAAUUUGCUUCAUUCUUUGAGCCACAAUGAAUGACUUUCACUUUUCUCCCACUCUCCCUCCUAUUCCUCCAUCUCUCCACCCUGUCAACACACAUCAUCAUCACCAACAACAACUACUGCAACUACCAUAAUUCAUAAUUCACAAUUCAUUACCCUAAAUACCAAAAACCCUUUCUCUUAUCAUCGAUUCUCUUCUUCUUCCAAAAACCCAGAUUCUUUUCACUCUCACCAUCACCUUUUUCACCUUCUUACUCCAAUCACUCUUCCUUUUCCAAUUCUCUUUCUCCUUCUUCCCCACCACAAUUCUAGGGUUUUUCCAUUCUUCCUUCUUUUCUUUUUUUAAUAUAUAAAGAAUAUCAUUUCCAAAUCCCCUUUUUCUCUCCACUUUUAAUUCCCUAGGUUACCCUCUCAAAACUGUGCCUUUCGAUCUCCCCUCCCUCUCUCUCUCUGUAUAUAUACUUCCUUUGAUUCUCAGUAUAUUUCUUCUAAAUCUUCACUCUCUUGUCCUUUCCUUUUGGUUUUCUCCGCACACCACACCCACACGCAAUUCUUCUUCUUUCUCUUCCUUUUCUUACCAUGUCUUAGCACUCCAACCCCAAUCUCAAUUCAUCUGUAUUCAUUGCGUGAUUCAUUGAUUUUGCCUCUCCUCUCCGGCGCUGCUGCUGUUGUCCGUGUGCUUGUGGCGGAGCAUAGUGAUCGUUGUUGUUAAUGGCGUACCACGGGAUCCAGGGUCCAAGUUCGGGAUCUAGUUCGAGUUCGGGCUUUCAGCUACUCAAUUCUCCCUUCGGGGACACCACUUACACCAAAGUCUUCGUCGGAGGGUUGGCCUGGGAGACUCAGAGCGAAACCAUGCGCCGCUACUUCGAGCAGUUCGGUGAGAUUCUCGAGGCCGUAGUCAUCACUGAUAAGAACACAGGACGAUCCAAGGGCUAUGGUUUCGUGACUUUCCGGGAUCCCGAGGCUGCAAGGAGAGCCUGUGCUGAUCCAACUCCUGUUAUUGAUGGUAGAAGGGCGAACUGUAACUUGGCUUCACUUGGUCGGCCACGACCCCCUUUGCCUUAUGGACGGGUAAGACCUGCCUCCCCUUAUGUUGGAAGUGUGCAAACACCUCGCGGUGCUUAUGUUGGAGGCUUUGGGUACCAGCAACCGCUUUCUUACAGCUAUCAACAAGGAUUAGUUUACCCUCCAUAUGGGUAUACGGCAUAUGGACCAGAGUACAUCUACCCACAGAGUUUGUAUAACCCAUACAUGGGGCAACAGUACCUUCAGUUAUAUGGAGUGCCGGGAACAGUGAAUACAACUAUUUACCCAUAUGGACAAUUGGGUCAGGCUGUACCUAGUGGUCAUGGUUAUUCAGCAAUGCAGGGUUAUACAGUACCAGGUCAUCAGAUUGUGCCCUAUGGGGGAUCUAAUGUUAAUGCCAUAACAACUUCACCUAUGCCUGCCAUUCAAGCCUCAUUUCCCAGUGGAAUUGCUGCACCGGUUCCUGGCCAACCACAAUUUAUUGUUCCUGCUCCUUCUCCUCAGUUCAUGCAAGGUGGCGGUCCUGACCAAACAGCUGGGUGAGGGGGCGAAUAAGGUAUCCUUAGUUUGCAGCAGGACUAAGAGCAGCGGAACUGCUACUUGAGUGGCGGGCUUCCAAUCUAGCCUUGCAAGUUAAUUAUUUUGCAUUCUAGAGGUCAUAUAGUCAAUGCUCACCAAGUUGUGUCUGAGUUGCUCCAGAUGGCGAAGGAAACUGGAAUGUGCGGGCUGCUUUUCCAUUUGGAGAUUUACACUAGUGUAUUUAUACCUAAUACUACCUGUACUCGAGAAGAGUGGCAGUAGUAUUGAAUCAAUGGGUGCUGGAAUAGGUUUCCAGCAGCCAGGUAGGGAAUAAACUUCUGUAAAAAAGAAAAUCACGUCUGAAUCAAAAUAUGAUUCUUUGUAGUCUUGUCCAGCAUUGAGUUUGUAGAUAGUUGUCAAUGUUGGUACAUUGUGUGACGAUGGAUGGUCCAUCACAUUGAAUGUGAUUUUUGUGCAUAGUAGUUGUCAGGGAUUCUACUAGAAGACACGGGUGUAAUUUUAUGAUUUUAAGAUCCUGCCGAUUAUGCAGGGUAGAACCAUCAGUAUAUUCCAUUAGAGAGGAUUGCAGUGGUCCUUUUAGUGUUAUUAUUUCACCGUCAUUCAGUACGGAGUCACAUGUUCCACAUUUUCUUGAAUUAAUUUUCAACCUUUUCGUCAUGGUUCACUCUAUAA